AUGACGGAAAGCCACCAGGACAGCAAUGAUUGGAUAGAUGGACUGGUGUGGAACGCACCGCUCGGUGACAUUCUGAAAGGCGGGGACAUGUGUCUCAGGCAACUUGGCAUUCAUCUCGCAUCGCCGUCAGGUGCAGUCACAGGUAUCUUGGGAAGAGAAACCAUCCACAACAUCACAGAGUGGACGGACUUUGACUCUAAAAUGGAGAGGCGAAGCAGGAUUCCCGUGGUUCACACAAUCCAUGAGUCUAUACUCGUACGUCAAGAGGCUUUGCAGAACAUCGCGAAGCAAAAGAAGAGGUCGAGCCCAGAGCCUUUGGGGACUUCAGAGGAGGAGCCGAGGAAGCGUCAGCUUCAUGACACUUCCUCUGGCACGUAG
Molecule: messenger RNA, 378 nt
Organism: Letharia lupina
Lineage: Eukaryota; Fungi; Ascomycota; Lecanoromycetes; Lecanorales; Parmeliaceae
Exons: 2
Coding region: 1-378 (125 amino acids)
Source: RefSeq, a predicted model, not a curated record